Molecule: messenger RNA, 1268 nt
Organism: Phyllotreta striolata
Lineage: Eukaryota; Metazoa; Arthropoda; Insecta; Coleoptera; Chrysomelidae
Source: the annotation of a GenBank genome assembly
CUUCAAACCCCACAACCUUCACGUUCAAAAUUCCAGUGCUCCCCACACCAAUCCCAUGAGCGAUGAUCAAAAGGAAACUCCACCACGACCGAGCAUCGCUAUCAUCCAAAGACACCGUACGCAGGAAGAAAACCGCCAAGAAAAGAGACAACAAAAACCGCAACGCGCCCGAACCCGAAACCUCCAAUCCCCGACACCCCCGCCUGAAGCUCUUCCUCGACUACGAGCAGAUCCGGUUCUUCCUCAACUCCCUGCUGCAAGCCUACCCCGAUAACUUGGAGCUGGAAAUUAUCGGAAACUCCAAAGCAGGUAGACCGAUCUUCCUGAUGCUCGUGGCGCGGCAGGUGAGCCUACCCCGCAAGUACGCCGUCUUCAUAGAGGGCGGCUCCAACGGCGAGGACGUCGUCUCCGUGGCUUCUGCUCUGUACAUCAUAAACUACCUCUGCGUGCACGCCAGCAGCAGCACCACGUUGCUCGUCAUGGACGUCUACGUCCUGCCGUUAGCCAACCCCGACGACUACGAGCUCACUUUGUACGGCAAGAAGAACUCCAUGAACUUGGCGAAGAGCUUCCCCUUCCGACUGGCCCACUACAACAUCAACGAUAUCGGUAUCGAAAACUACUUGGAGGUGAGCCACAAGUGGAAGGAGAACCUGGUGAUACAGAACUUCGAGAAGCUGGCGCUGAUCAAGGGCAUAGCGGACUACCAGAAGGACAUCAAGCUGUUCGUGUCGCUGCAGGAGGAGGGCGAGAUGAUCGUCUAUCCGUUCGGCUCGAAAUUGGAAACGUACGAUACCAGCACGUUGUCCUACGUGGCGAAAAUCGGGAAGCUGGGCAGCGAGAUAGACUUUGAUAUCGGCACCAUCUACCAGCAUUGCGGCGUCACCUGCGGCACCAUCGUGGAUUUCCUGCGAUUGUUCUCCAGUUUCUUGAAGUUUACGUAUAUCAUUCACGUGAAUGAUAAGCAGCACGGGCAGGUGUUCAGGAAAGUGCCGUUUAUAGCAGAAAAUGUGCUGUGCGUCAUCACGCUGAUGGCCAGGGAGAUUGAUAAUUACUACAAAACGCAGAGUUUCUAUCCGGAACACGCGCAAAACGAUUCUCUAAUAAGAAGGUAUUGAGUGAGGUUUGGAUGAUUCGGGUUCCGUGUUUGCUUCAAAAGCGAUUCGUCUGUAAAAAUAUGUAAAUAACGUACGAUUUUUUUAAGUUAAACAAUUACCACAAUCAUUAAGUAAGUUCAAAGAAAUGACAAGUUUUUCGUUAUAAGUGAA